AUGCAAGCACAGAGGGCAGCAGCCAUACGCAUCAUCCGGUCUUAUCGGACCGUCUCCGAUGUGGCUGCCUUGGUGUUGGCUAGGAUGCCUCCGACGCACCUCCUCGCUACCGAGCGCCUAAGGAUUGCCGAAGCUAGGCAGCGCCUCCCUACCAUUGGUGUCAGCGAUCUCCAGAGAAGGGAACGUAUGGAGACAUUAAGACGGUGGCAAUGCCUGUGGGAAUCGUCGCCAAAGUCCAGCUGGACCAGGAAGCUGAUUCCUGACGUCAGUCGAUGGUACUACUCUGCCCAGAAGUCAUAUCUGCAUCGAAGGAAGAGAGCUGCUGAUCCGACUUGCUGUCACUGUUGGGCCGCAGAAGAUACCGCGGAGCAUACACUGUUCGUUUGUCCCUGGUGGUCCUUGGACAGGGAGCCGCUGAGAUUGGUUCUCCGUCGUCCUCUGAUGGCCUCAGACGUUGAGGACCUACUCUGUGGCCCACGUCAUGAAGAUUUACCAAGCGAGGUUGAACAGAGGAAUGCAUUAUUCAUCGGCGAGAGGAGAGAACUCGAGGAAUCGUUGGGCAGGCCUGUAGUUCCUGAAGACAUUUUGAGCAUUCUCUGUGGACCACUGCCGGCAGAACAUACAGACGACCCACAUAUAAGGAGGAGAAUCAUUUCUGCAAACAACAGAAGGAAGGUGCUGCUUAGUCAGAUGAUUGACAAAAUUAUGGGCAUCAAGGAGGAGAUGGAAAGAGAGAGACAGCGGGCUGCAUAG
This is a messenger RNA of Sipha flava (yellow sugarcane aphid), 753 nucleotides long. RefSeq lists its product as uncharacterized. The coding region runs from base 1 to 753 and encodes 250 amino acids. NCBI's taxonomy places the organism in Eukaryota, Metazoa, Arthropoda, Insecta, Hemiptera, Aphididae. The record is from RefSeq and is a predicted model, not a curated record. The transcript is spliced from 3 exons.